UUGGCGGCGUCGAAACAUUUUGUUUAUAUGUAUUUCUAUAAUUACAAACUACAACAACACAUUCGUUCAGUUUUUAGAUCACUUGAAUUGUCUAUCACGACCCAAAACGUAUUGGUGAUGGACUUAAAGUCGUUUUGCCGCGAGCUGCCCAAAAUUGAGCUGCAUGCUCACCUCGGUGGCUCUUUAAGCCAGUCCACCAUGCUGCAGUUGAAGAGACUCUACGCGGACUCCGGCAUACCCGAUAAAACUAAUGCUUUCUUCGACGAAUUUCAAAUCGCUGCGGGAGAUACACGUAGUUUAUCAGACUGCUUCCAAGUCUUCAGCAUCGCGCACUCCCUGACAAGCACACCUGAAGCGUUGGCUCUGGCCACCUCACUGACUCUUCAAGAGUUCCAGGACGAUGGAUGCAUCUACAUUGAGAUUAGGAGUACUCCCCGAGAGACACCCUACAUGACCAGGAGAGAGUACAUAGAUACUAUUGUACAAGCUAUUAGAAAGUCAUCAAUCAACUUGACAAUAAUCUCCAAGCUGAUCAUAUCCAUAGACCGCAGAUUCACUCCACAAGCAGCGGAAAAGACCACCGACCUUGCCUUAGAGUUCUAUAAGAAAUACCCUGAAAUAGUUGUGGGUAUAGAGCUCAGUGGCGACCCCACUGCUGGACGGUUCCAGGACUUUGUGCCAGCCUUGGCCAGGGCGCGAGAAGCUGGAAUGAAGGUAACACUCCACUGUGGCGAAAUCUGCAACCCCGCAGAGGUGCUAGAAAUGCUAACAUGGAAACCAGAGAGAAUAGGCCACGGGACCAUGGCACACCCGCGGCUAGGAGGGACUGCGGAGACGUGGGAGGCGCUGUGCCAACUGAAGAUACCUGUAGAAAUUUGCUUGACUAGCAAUGUUAAUACGAAGCUGAUAGCAAGUUACGAAGCCCAUCAGUUCAAGGAGUGCUGUGAAGCGAUGGUGCCCGUAAUAAUCUGUACCGACGACAAAGGUGUUUUUGCGACGUCACUGGCCCAGGAGUACCAGAUUUGCUCGCAGACCUUCGGUUUGGACAGAUCCAAGCUGGCCAGACUGUCCCUUGACUCGUGCAAGUUUGUUUUUGAUGAAGGCGCGCGAAAACUUAUCACUGAUAAGAUAUUGAAUUUCAUAGAAAGUAAUGAGCUAUGAAAGUUUUGUACUGUGGGUACAAGUUUAUUAUAUUAUAAUAAAUAUUU
Molecule: messenger RNA, 1208 nt
Organism: Cydia splendana
Lineage: Eukaryota; Metazoa; Arthropoda; Insecta; Lepidoptera; Tortricidae
Gene: Ada
Product: adenosine deaminase-like protein
Exons: 7
Coding region: 28-1161 (377 amino acids)
Biological process (GO): adenosine catabolic process; inosine biosynthetic process
Molecular function (GO): adenosine deaminase activity
Source: RefSeq, a predicted model, not a curated record